AUGUUUACCAACGUGUUGAUGACAACAUUAACACCGCCGACAACGAUUAAUCACUGGGAGGAUAGACCGCCUUUGACAACUGUGUGGUCGGAGGAGAGCAGUAAAAAACUUAACGGUAUACCAAGAAAUUUAAAGAAGAAAAAACGAGUUCGCACUGCAUACACAACCGAGCAACUGAAAGUUUUAGAGAAGACAUUCAUUAGAUUCCGGUACAUUGACAUAAGCCGUCGCAAGGAACUGGCUAGUACUUUGAAUAUUAACGAGAAGAAUAUAAAAGUAUGGUUCCAGAACAGAAGAAUGAAAGAGAAGAAAGAAUCUUCUGAAUCAAGUUGCGAUUCCUCUACCGAAAUACUACAUCAAGAGGUAUCACCUGCAUCACACUCACCAUCUGAAUCUAUUCAAUGUGAAAGUCCGAAAAUGGAUGAUUAUAAGAGAUACAAUUUAAACACACAGUAUGUUUUACCUACAUUUUACUACGAACCAGUUCCUAACCAUUUCUGCUAUAAUAACGCAAUACCGGCAACAGAGUAUCAAGAUUUCUCUGUACAAAAUCCCAUAUCACCUGUUAGUGAAACUUUUUCAAAUGAAGGCAUCCAUUAUCCUACUGGUUACUAUCCAAAUUAUCAAGAAUGUGAGUACCCAAAUAACCAAAAUCAGUAUCGUAACAUGACAAUGGGCGCCGAAAAUUGGUCUCCGCAUACGUUUGAUUUAAGUUAUUUUAGUUAA
Molecule: messenger RNA, 726 nt
Organism: Achroia grisella
Lineage: Eukaryota; Metazoa; Arthropoda; Insecta; Lepidoptera; Pyralidae
Product: homeobox protein ceh-43-like
Exons: 3
Coding region: 1-726 (241 amino acids)
Biological process (GO): regulation of transcription by RNA polymerase II
Cellular component (GO): nucleus
Molecular function (GO): RNA polymerase II cis-regulatory region sequence-specific DNA binding; DNA-binding transcription factor activity, RNA polymerase II-specific
Source: RefSeq, a predicted model, not a curated record